ACCAGAACAGAGCCAGCCAUGUCAUUGAUGAGCUGGAGCGGUUUUACCGGGAACAGCAACGGCAGACCAGCAAUGUCAUCCAGGCCGGGGGAGCACGAUGAAGCCAACCCAUGGCUGCGGCGGACCAGAUGGCCGGUGUACUUGACCAACAUCGCACCCAAUGAUCUGGUCAACUGCGUGCAGCGGCCCGACGAUGACACCACGUGCCCAGAUGAACUGGCCGCGAGGGCCAUCUGGGAGGCCAUGGGGCAGGUUGCCCGUACCAGCCAGCGAGUCAUCACACGGCUGGGCCACUUCGUCCGCAUCGAGGCCAUCCGCACAGAGCGACACCAGACCCGGCACACCCCGUUGCAGGCAUACAUGGACGAGGAGAGCAUCGCCGAGCACGUGAGGCCAUGGCAGCAGAUGUUGAUGUUUUUCGCCCGAACGCAGGUCGAGCAUGAAUGGACGAGCGCACAGUACCGGUUCACACCACGGCAGCGCAAGACAUGGAGGGUAUUAUGGCAGGUAGCCAACCGCAGAUGGUAG
Messenger RNA from Histoplasma mississippiense, 528 nucleotides. RefSeq lists its product with no specific name. The annotation marks the transcript as partial. NCBI's taxonomy places the organism in Eukaryota, Fungi, Ascomycota, Eurotiomycetes, Onygenales, Ajellomycetaceae. The transcript has a single exon. The record is from RefSeq and is a predicted model, not a curated record.